Messenger RNA from Adineta ricciae, 1188 nucleotides. The record is from the annotation of a GenBank genome assembly. NCBI's taxonomy places the organism in Eukaryota, Metazoa, Rotifera, Eurotatoria, Adinetida, Adinetidae.
AUGAGUAACUCAAGAAGUGGCCAUGAUAUUUCGACAUCGGAAUCAUCGAAAACAACUGAUGUUACAAAACAUCACACAUUGGUUGAAGUUGAAUUGAGACGUAAAAGUCUGUAUGAAGAUUUGGUGAAAAGUGUGAAGAAUUGGAUAUUUGAUCGAAGUGAUGGUCGACGUCGUUUAUCUGAAAUGCAAAUGUCACAUCUUGUUUUACGUUAUAUAUUCAAUAAAAAAGCGACAAUAUCAAGUUCGAAAUGUGAUCCUGUAUUUAUUAGUGGUACAUCGACUGUUGCUCGAAAUCAACUUGAAUGUGAUCUGAAAAAUAUAAAUAUAAGAGGAGCAAAAGAAUUAGCUGAUCUAAUUGAUGAUGAACUCACGAGUGCAGCAAGAAAAAUUCGCUUUGAAAAGUUUGAAAAAGAUGAAGAAGUGAAAUUAUCAACAUCGACAGAGAAUGAACUUAUUUAUCGAGAUCGUCGUCAAACAGAUUUCAAUCGAUUAGCACAACGUUAUGGUCGAGAAUAUUACAAUGCAGCUUAUGCACUUGGAUUACGAUAUAGUUAUGUUUGUUUGACAGGUCAUGGUCUUGCUCGACAAUAUAAAGAAGAAACAGGACGGAGUGCAGAUGAUCUAUUGGCUUGUGAAUGUUUUGCUUCUGCGUUUAAUCAUUAUUUUGAUCAAUAUCAUUCAGCUUUUCCAGAUUUAGAAGUCUUUUUUGGAUCACGAGGAUCUUUUUUCAAUAUUAAUUGGUCCAAACAACCUUCCAAUAUGACAUUCUUUGUAAGUCCUCCAUAUGAUGAAUCACUUAUCCAAUUAGCUGUAGAUCACGUUUUCAAUGCUUUGGAUAAUCAUUUGGUAUCUCAAUCCACAUUUAUCUUCUGUAUACCUGGACGUUGGACGAAUUUCAAAGCUCUUGAUGCAUUGAAAGUCAGUCGAUGGAUGAAAGAAUUUGUAGAUUAUCCAAAAGAUAAAUUACCUUUCAUCGAUUACAUGGCAAGAAAUGAAAAAGAUCGAAUUAUUUAUCCAACAGACACUUGUCUCAUCACUCUUUCGACGGAAAUGGAAAAUGAAAAAGAACAAUUUCGACAAUCAACAACAACGAAAAAAAGAAGAAACGAAAGUGAAGAAAUAGAAGAUAAUGAGAAUCCAAUGAAUACAAAUGGAACGAAGAAAAUCAAAUAUGACUUGACUGAUUGA